Messenger RNA from Melanotaenia boesemani (Boeseman's rainbowfish), 1347 nucleotides. It is a transcript of the gene sgf29, whose product is annotated as SAGA complex associated factor 29. Gene Ontology annotation, cellular component: SAGA complex. The transcript is spliced from 10 exons. The record is from RefSeq and is a predicted model, not a curated record. The coding region runs from base 122 to 994 and encodes 290 amino acids. Lineage: Eukaryota; Metazoa; Chordata; Actinopteri; Atheriniformes; Melanotaeniidae.
GGCGCUGUGCGUUUCAAAGCUGAUGGAGCGACUUCACACCACCAAAGAAGUAAAUGCUAUUCCGUUAGCAAGUUGACGGUAAAUAAACAAUUAAUAAUAAACGAAGCUGACGGUGAGAGACAUGUCGGCUGAUACAAAGAUAGCAGAGCUGCUCACUGAGCUCCACCAGCUCAUCAAACAGACGCAGGAGGAGAGGUCACGCAGCGAACACAAUCUGCUCAACAUCCAGAAAACACACGAGAGGAUGCAGACAGAAAACAAAACUUCUCCAUACUACCGCACUAAACUGAGGGGGCUGUACACCACAGCCAAAGCAGAUGCUGAGGCAGAGUGCAGCAUCCUGCGUCACGCUCUCGAUAAAAUAGCAGAAAUCAAAUCUCUGCUGGAGGAGAGGAGGAUCGCGGCUAAGAUGGCAGGAGUUUACAACGACAGCGACCCUCCCAGGAAGACGAUGAGACGCGGCGUCUUAAUGACGCUUCUCCAGCAGUCGGCCAUGACGCUCCCCCUGUGGAUCGGCAAACCCGGAGAAAGCCCUCCUCCGCUGUGCGGGGCGAUCCCGGCCAGCAGCGACUAUGUGGCCAAACAGGGCGACAAGGUGGCGGCGAGGGUGAAAGCCGUGGACGGAGACGAGCAGUGGAUCCUGGCUGAGGUGGUCAGCUACAGCCACUCCACCAACAAAUAUGAAGUAGACGACAUCGAUGAAGAAGGGAAAGAGAGACACACCCUGAGCAGGCGGCGGAUCAUCCCUCUUCCUCAGUGGAAGGCCAACCCGGAGACAGACCCCGAGGCCCUGUUCAGCAAGGACCAGCUGGUGCUGGCCCUCUACCCCCAGACCACCUGCUUCUACCGGGCCCUGAUCCACACUCCACCACACAGGCCUCAGGACGACUACUCGGUUCUGUUUGAGGACACUUCGUACGCCGACGGUUACUCUCCUCCGCUCAACGUGGCCCAGCGAUACGUGGUGGCCUGCAAGGAGAACAAGAAGAAAUGAGCUGGUAGAUAAAGGCCAAAAUAAAGCCUGUGUAAGCUUUAUGACCUUUUUAAACAGACCAUAUUUCCAUUUUUUUGAGAGAAGUUCGGGAAUUCUCAACCCUCUUUGUGGAGCAGACAUUUCCAUCCACCUCUGAUCUCACCGGACCAUGUCCUGAAGGUCUCAUAGAAAGAAACCAGCAAACCUCAAACCUUUUCCUGGAGCUCCACCUGCUGGCCAGAAGAAGAACGGCAGCCCAGCAUGCCGCUGGUAUUUGGUUCUUCUGCAGCUUUCAGGGUCCAAACUGUAUUUUGUUUAUGUGUCAGGAGCUGAUGUUUGCUGUGGUGUCCACAAAUACACUGGUUUUACAUCUG